Molecule: messenger RNA, 1458 nt
Organism: Mugil cephalus (flathead mullet)
Lineage: Eukaryota; Metazoa; Chordata; Actinopteri; Mugiliformes; Mugilidae
Gene: prtfdc1b
Product: phosphoribosyl transferase domain containing 1b
Exons: 9
Coding region: 115-792 (225 amino acids)
Biological process (GO): guanine salvage; purine ribonucleoside salvage; IMP salvage
Molecular function (GO): hypoxanthine phosphoribosyltransferase activity; magnesium ion binding
Source: RefSeq, a predicted model, not a curated record
GUUCAGCAUUCCUCCACCGCGACGCUCCUCCUCUUACAGUGCCAAAUCCCCGUGCAGACUUGCGCCACUACUUUCCCCAGAACAAAAACCUCCUUUGUGUCGCCGGAAAACAACAUGGCUGAAGUUGCCGUCCAGUCCGAAAGAAGAAGCGAGGGGAUUGUGAUUAGUGAUGACUGGCCAGGCUACAGUCUAGACCUCUUCAGUUAUCCAGCCCACUACUCCGGAGAUUUGGAGUGUGUCGUCGUUCCUCAUGGCGUGAUUAUGGACAGGACGGAGCGCUUGGCUCGAAACAUCAUGGAUGAUCUGGGGGACCAUGACAUCGUGGUGCUGUGCGUCCUCAAAGGAGGCUACCAGUUCUGUGCCGACCUGGUGGACAGGAUCAAGGCUCUUAGCCGGAACUCCAACCGCACGAUCCCGAUGAGGGUGCACUUCAUCCGCCUCAAGAGCUACCUGAAUGACCAGUCGACGGAGGACCUUCACAUACUCGGAGCAGAGGACUUGUCCUUUUUAGCUGGGAAGAACGUACUGAUUGUGGAGGCCAUCGUCGGCACUGGGAAGACGAUGAAGACUCUCCUGAAGCACGUCGAAGGCUUCAGGCCCAAAAUGAUCAAAGUUGCAGGAUUGCUGGUGAAGAGAGUCCCGGAUAGCUCAGCGUGUGUUCCUGACUACGUCGGCUUUGAGAUACCCAAUCGCUUUGUGGUCGGAUACGCUUUAGACUACAAUGAGUAUUUUAGAGACCUCAAUCACAUUUGUGUGAUCAGCGAAAGCGGGAAGAUGAAAUACAAGAUUUAAAGAGAGGAGCGAAAAAGAAGUGACUGUCACGCAGAUGUAAUAUAACAGCAAGCCCAGGCAUUUCCCUAGAGAUGGCCUUCACUUACAGCUGCUAUCGUGACAUCUGAUCUCAAGCAUACCUGUUUUCGCUAUAACAUUCCUUCUAACAAAAUCUAAAUUUAACGACGCAGGCUGUGAUUUAACUGGUAGUUUUAUCAAAGUGAGUGCAUAUCUUACCCCGUUUUAAAAGUUGCACUUUUAUUCCCUGCGAUUGCAAAAGUGGUCCACGUGAAAAAAAAAUAUUUUAAUAUUGGGAAACCGCAACAGUGGUGUUUUUUUUUGUUUUUUUUGUCAGACUUGAACUCACACACCAUAUCAGUUGUUCUGAUUCAUCUGUGAGCUGUGAAUGGGUUGCUCUUCGUGUUUUAAAGUCGUUUUAAACAACAUAGGAGCCUCUUGAAAUGAAAGGGAUUCAUUUUUAUUUGAAAAUUUGUGCUAGAAUUUUAAAUUUUCUUGCCUUUUGACGUUUCUUUAGAUAGUUAUGUCACUGUUAAUGCUCAGGGGCAAACAACGUAGCGUCGUCACCACUAAUCCCUCUACCUCGUUGUUUUUUUUUCCAGUAUGCCAUGUAGGUUACUUUUUCCAUUUCAUUUUAUCGUUCAACAUACAAUAAAGCCUUUUCUAACA